AAGAUAGCCAAUCGGUGUGUUGGGUAAACAACGGAGAAAUUUUUGAAAUCUCCUUGUGGUCAGUAUGCUUAUGGCGUCUGUUGUCUAUCAGAUUAGUAACGAAGAUCUUUUUGAUUUAUGGGCACCUAUAUAUUACUCUGUGUAUUGAAUAUUGCAACUGUUUAUGAGCAAGGUAUAAUGGAUUUGGCAGCUAGUGAUUUAGAAAAGACCUCUGCUAUAAAGCGAGAGGCAAUGGUUAGCAAACUACAUAACAUGCAAUGGCUGAAAAAUACAUCCCAUUCAACAAGCCCUGUAAAAGCAAAAAUUCUUUAUAAGCAAAGGAGAAGUCACGAUGAGGAUGAUAAAGUAGAAGAUAAGACGAUAGAAGAUAGCAAGGUUAAUUUAUCUGAAGAGUCUUGUGAUCACCAUUUAACAAUGGAUACAUGUGUGAAAGAUUUAUCUACUGACCCCAUGGCUAAAAGUAAUACAAAUUUAUGGAAGAAAGAUACGGAUACACCUGAUAUGCUACUAAAUGCUCAUGCAUUGAUUAUGCAAAAAGUUGAAGAAGAAGAAAUAUCAAGCAAACCUAUCCAGGAAAAUCUUGUAACAACACAGCUGGAAGAGCAGUGCCAUGCAGAUAAGGAACUGAAAGAUCAAAAAAAUAUGUUGCAAAGUAUUCUUAAAGAUGAGAUGCAGAAUGUCACAUGUCCGAAUUUUUCUGAGCUGCAAAAUAUUGAUCAUUAUAUAAAAGAGCCAGAUCUAAUAGAAAAUGCAGACAAAAAUAAUAAUGCCAAACCUAUAGUGUUAGAUGUGUCAAAAGAAAGUACACCAGAGCCAUCAGAAAAUACCAAAACAUCAAUGGAAAUGAAGAAUAAGGAUGCUUGCAUAAAGAAAUCCACUACUGCAUUAAAAACAAAUGUCAAGAAUGCAAGUAAUGCAACUUUAUCUAAAUGUUGCAACGAAAAACCUUUCUCUGUUAAUUCUAAGAGGUCGCUUUCCAAUCUAUCAAAAUCGCCUUCUACUGACAAAUACGGAAAGCCUGAACGAGUCAACAAUAAACAUGUAUUUACAAAGAAACAUUCCUGCAUGAAGGAUGAACAACACAAUGUUCCAACUAAAGGAGUAGAAAAUAAAACAAAGGAUAUUGUUCCAAAGUUGGUUUUAUCAAAGACAAAUAUUGAGAAAGAGUCUGAUAAAUCAACCGAUGUUAGCCAGAGCGAUCAGAAAGUACAAGGUACUUCACCCUGUACUUCCUCCUCAAGUAAGGAUAAAACGUUGCAAAUCCAACAACGAGUAACUACAAAACCAUUUACAACGAAAUUCAAAGGGCAGGAGUUUUCAAGAAGUAAUCCAUCAUCCGCGCAUAACCGUACUAUUGAUAAAAACAGAGUUCCAGAGAAAGCAACAUAUACAUCUAAAAAUUGCAAUUCAUCUUCACGCGAAUCCGAGAAGAAGAAUGGCGACAAGAAUUUUUCGAGCGAUCAGAAACCCUAUAUUGCUAAUAAUAUGGUUGUUGCACAUUGCAAAAACUCGAAUUUGUCAAAACCCAUGAAAACUAAGAACAUGUCAGGAAACGUCGGACAUUCUGCAACUUACGGAAGAAACCCACUGUACGCUCGUAAUAAUACAACACCUGAUAAGGAGCUCGUUGGUAACGCCGAGUACACAACUGUUACGAAAGUAAAAAGAGACUGCCCACCACCGACCGACACACUUCCCAACACAAACAUAAGAACUGACGGACUUUGUGCAAGUAAUUUGGAGGCUGAUACGCAACAGCAACAGCAGUUUGAGGGAGACAGAGACAUGCAACUAGCAAAUACAAGCUUGGCAAAUAUACAUGAAACAAGCACGUCGAUUUGUAACAAUGAAGAUAACGCAAAUUUCACAGAAGGUAAGAAACCUGCAAACAAUGAGGAUUGCGCGGAACAGAUAGCUGUAACGUCAGAACAAAGUUGUAAGAAUGAAAAAGCGGUCGACAACGUUAGAACCGUUGCAAGUCAACAACCAACGGAUGUGAACAAUAAAGCGAAUUACGAAGAGGUCAAGCCAUCAAAGGACUCGUUCGGCUUACACUUAAAUAAGAGUUACACAGUAUCGCAGACUUAUCCGAUAAGUCAGCAUGUAUUCAAGCCGGAAGACACGCAGCAGCAGACACAGGACGCGAAUCGAAUGAAGAACAAUCAAAUUAUUUGGAACGAUAUGUCCGACCCAAUGCAGCAGAAGAGCGCAAUGAUCGUAGGUUUGCAAUCUGUUCAAAAUAUGCAUUCGCAGCAAACUGUCAUGCAAACGGAAAACCACAUGAGACAGAUGUCAUUGCGGGAAAUGGACAGUGAGCGAUUUUACGAGCAACGCGUGCCGAUGAACGACACGACGCGGCUGUCGCAGAUUUCGAACGUCUUCGACGCGGCAUCGUACGAGUACAAUGUGCAAGCGGUCCCGAGCAACAGCGACUCUACGUCCACGCCUAUGUUCGACGCGAUGAGCGACAGUCGAGAGAAUUCGAGCAUGCCGCACAGAUACGCGCCGAAUGUGCAGCAGAGACCUUACACGCCACUGUCGGACUUCACCGGCCACUCUGUGCCAGUAGGUCAUAUCAGUAGAUGGAAUCUUUCGUUGCAGGAUGGCUUCCACGUGGAGCAAUUCGCGAACACCACGCAGCCCGCGACAAUGCACGUUUACAACGCCGCGACCUUCGGACCGGACGACUUUAGCAGCGUGCAAGUGCCGACGACAAAUUGCCUGCCGCCGCACAAUUCGCUGCUCUAUGCACCAACAUGUAUGCAAAGUUGGAAUUCACAGUUGCACUACCCGACACCCGUCUUCCACAAUCCCCCAUGCACCAACUACACGAUGCUGCCUAACCAUGCUGCGGCCGGUCAGCCGAACAAUUACAACGACGGCAGUGUCGCCCCGGUGUCAGUAUGCAUGCAUGAGCAGCCGCAGCACAGGUAUAUUCAUUAUGUACCCGGCAAUUCCGCGAUGCAAAUGCAUGCGAAUUCGAACUAUAUGAAGGGUAUAUAUGGUUGCGAUUUGAAUAACUGCACGGUGGAAACGAGGACCGCCACUGCUGACGACGCUCCUAUGAAAUCCAAUCGGUAUUAUAAAAAGUAUCCGGACAAUUACCGGACAGCCUACGACGUUCUUCAGUACGCGGCACCCGCUUCGCAUUCAAUUCCAAGACCGCAACAGCAACAACAACAACAACGACAACAACCACCACCGUCACAUGCUUUCGUGCCUGCGGCUGUGAAUCAGUAUAACGUCUACGGUCCACCAGGUUCGAAAUAUUAUAAGCAAAAUAUGAAUUUCACGCAGCCUCCGCCGAAGAGCCCGAAAGAUCAGAAGACGCAGGACUUUGUCUGCGAGGACAACAGUCUCGAAGAUAUUCCACCGAUUAUAUCGCCGAAGGAAUUCAUGACGAAUAAUGUGAAUUUACCGAACAAAAACGAUCAGUUCCCGCCGCGCAUGUUUAAGCCGGAUUUGAAAAUAAGAGCGAACACGGGAUACCGCCAACCGUCGUUCCAGAGAUACAACUCCGGCUUCCGCAGAAAUGUAGCAUAUAACCAAAAUUACCCGAGAGAGUAUGCGUCUCCGAACGGUGUUGGUCGUGGUAUCACCAAGACCAAUCAAAACACGAAAAUAUAAACUAUUACAAAACGUAAGAGACGCACAUGUGAUUUAAUUAGCUUUUCUGCGAGCUGUGAUAUGAAGUUUAUUUACAUUAAUGCAAAAAAAUUUAUUUUUCUUUUAAUAUAUAUAUAUAUUUUAUCUUUUGCAAAAGCGCGAUGUUACAUAUCUAAGACAGUCGAAAUUGACGCUUUCAGAAUUAAACGCUGAGACUACUGCAACAUUAUUUGCUAUUUAUCACGAUCUAUUUACUCGUUACAAUUCGUUGUUUCUCGCACUCUCUCUCUUCUUUCCACGAAACGUGGCUUAUAAGAACGUUAAUUAUAAGUUUUGAUAAAAAGUUAAUUUUAAUAUUACAAAAGAAACACUAAUCAAAUGCCAAAAAUGAAGGAAGUAUUAUGUUUAUUUGUGUUAACUAGCAAUAUGAGCAGACUCAAUGAGUGAAUGAGUAUUUCAAAGCUCACUGUGUGUCUUUGUAACUUGAGAAACUAUGUGCUCACAGCUAUUUAAGUUCUCAAUUUAAGUUGAUAAAUUUUUAUAGUAACAUAGAUAUUUAAGUUGUAGAUGUGCGAGAAUUAUUAUAUUAAGAUGUCAUUGCGAGAGUUAUUCAGCAGAUAUUUAGCAUGUAAGAUUUUC
Molecule: messenger RNA, 4245 nt
Organism: Harpegnathos saltator (Jerdon's jumping ant)
Lineage: Eukaryota; Metazoa; Arthropoda; Insecta; Hymenoptera; Formicidae
Exons: 5
Coding region: 118-3627 (1169 amino acids)
Source: RefSeq, a predicted model, not a curated record